Corylus avellana is the source of this 920-nucleotide messenger RNA. RefSeq lists its product as uncharacterized. The record is from RefSeq and is a predicted model, not a curated record. Lineage: Eukaryota; Viridiplantae; Streptophyta; Magnoliopsida; Fagales; Betulaceae.
UGUUCCUCAAACUGCAACUCGUCCGUCUUCCAACAGGUAUCUCUCUCCUUCUCUUCUAUCUCUCAUCUCUCGCCCUCUCUCUCUAUUUCUAUCUCUGCUCACCCUCUCUGUCUUCCUCAAACUGCAAUCCGUCUUCCAACCAGCAUAUAUUUUGCUUUGCAUACUAAGCUUUGGCGGGUUCAUAGCACUUAGAAAAUGCAGGGAGGCAAAAAAAAAGUUACAAAUAAAGAAAAGAAAGAAACGCCUUGGAAUCAUGGUAGGUCAAGUAGAACUAGUAAAGCUGUUGUGGAGUAUCGUGAAGAUAAAGUUGAAGAGAAAAAGAGCAAGCAUGAGCAGUACAGAAAUGACUACAGCAAGUCGAAUGGAAUAAAGUUGCAACAUCAAGCUCGCAAUUUCACUUUUCACAAGUCCUCUGUCACUUAUGGCAAUGCCGAUGGAUCAUAUAUAUCUUCAUCCACAACUAGAAUGACAGGGAGUGAUGGAGCGACCUUCUUAGAAAGCAAAAAAGCUUAUACUGCUACAAGGCAAGGAAAACGCAAAAGCUCUGAUACUGCUACAACUACGAGGCAAGUAAAACACAAGAUAUCUCGGGGACUUGAUAAUAAGGGCCAUUCCAAUGUGAAUAAAGGUGAAGCAAAUGAGCUUCUUCGAUUUGAACAAUCAUGGAAAGGAAAUGAUACACGUAGCUGGUCUGAGAAUUUUAGUGGCUAUGAUAAUAUUGAUGUCGCCAGGGAGGAAUAUUACGAUGAUUAUUAUCCGUGAGGUUGGCCGGAGGCGUCAACUUUUGAAGUGCUAACUUUUGAUAAGUCAGUUUUAGAUGUUAAUUUGCAGCAUGUGGCAUCUUUUGGAGUUGUAUUGUAAAAAUGAUAUGGUUUUAAGUUAUGACUUGUGAAUAUCUAUGAAAUAUGGUUUCAGUAUUA